Molecule: messenger RNA, 384 nt
Organism: Sphaeroforma arctica JP610
Lineage: Eukaryota; Ichthyosporea; Ichthyophonida
Exons: 2
Coding region: 1-384 (127 amino acids)
Source: RefSeq, a predicted model, not a curated record
AUGCUUAUCCGAUGCAGAGACAGCCAAGGCGUGUCGGUGGAGCUGGUUGACGAAGAUGGCAAUGUGGUGAAUAUGGAUGAUGUCAAUCUUGAUGAUGUGGAAUAUGUGGAUGAAGACGGCAACCCCGUGGAUAUUAACGGCAAUCCUUUGCCCAAUAAGGGAGAGGCUCAUGCACAGACACCCGACGACAAUCGCUCGGUUAACAGUGACGAAGUGCACUACGUAGACGAAAACGGCAACCCUAUCAACCCCGAUGAUGUGGAGGUGGAGUAUGUGGAUGAAUUUGGCAAUAUAGUUGACCCAGACACCCUGGACGACGACGUUGAGCUGGUAAGAUACGAUACCAUGCCGACUGUAGGGCGAAUGUUCUGUACCGAACUAUAA